Messenger RNA from Microdochium trichocladiopsis, 2190 nucleotides. RefSeq names its product NACHT domain-containing protein. The record is from RefSeq and is a predicted model, not a curated record. Lineage: Eukaryota; Fungi; Ascomycota; Sordariomycetes; Xylariales; Microdochiaceae. Gene Ontology annotation, molecular function: protein binding. The coding region runs from base 1 to 2190 and encodes 729 amino acids. The transcript has 2 exons.
AUGAGCGAAGCAGCCAAGCAAUGUAUUGCCGACUUGCACGUUACCAAUCCUCGCCAUGACAAGAGGCGCAUCGAGGAAACCAAGGGCAGCCUACUUAGGGACGCCUACUUCUGGGUACUCGACAACCCCGAACUCCAUCAGUGGCGCGACAAUGCCGACCAGCGACUACUCUGGGUCAAAGGCGAUCCAGGCAAGGGCAAGACCAUGCUGCUCUGCGGAAUCAUCAAUGAACUCGAGAGGAUGCGCAACGAGGGACAAACUCUAUCCUACUUUUUCUUCCAGGCCACCGACAAGCGCAUCAAUACUGCGACGGCUGCAUUACGCAGCCUGAUCGACAUGCUCCUCGAGAAGGACGCCUCCCUCGUUUCUUACAUGGAAAAGCAGCACGCAGCCGCCGGCAGAGCCCUCUUCGAAGACACCAAUAGCUGGCAGGCGCUAUGCGAAAUCUUCGACAGCAUUCUCCAGGAUCCCAAACUUCAUGGAGUUAUCCUUGUGGUCGACGCUCUGGACGAGUGUUUGCAAGGUCUGCCAGUGUUCCUCGAUCUGGUGGUCAGGACCUCGCAAACAACCACAGCGAAAUGGCUCAUUUCAAGCCGUAAUUGGCCUCAGAUUGAGGAACCAUUACGCGAAGUAGCCCACAGGUUGUCGCUCGAGGUCAAUGAAAAAUCGGUCGCAAAAGCCGUAGACACAUACAUCGAGCACAAAGUAUCCAAGCUCGCACGACGCAAGGGUUACCGCGAGAAUCUCGCUAAGGAAGUACAACAAUAUCUGUCGUCGAAAGCAGAUGGCACGUUUCUCUGGGUUGCCUUGGUAUGUCAAGAACUCGAGAAGACUCGCCAAGCAAACGCGUUACAGAAAGUGAAGUCUUUCCCCCCGGGCCUUGAUGCUCUAUAUCGACGAAUGAUGGAGCAAAUUAUGGCCUCAGAGGAUACCGAACCCUGUACGCAGGUUCUUGCGGUUAUAGCAACGACCUAUCGGCCACCGUCGCUUCCCGAGCUGAUGACUUUGACCGGAGAGUCCUCGGAUAUAGGGACCAAUUGCGAAUCGCUACAGGAGAUCAUCAGCCUCUGCGGCUCGUUCCUCACUAUUCGUGAAGAUAAGGUGUACUUUGUCCACCAGUCGGCAAAGGACUUCUUGAUGAAGUCGCACGCGGUCGUUCUCUUCCCCCAAGGAGAGCCAUCUGUCCACAGCCACAUCCUCCAGAGCUCUAUCGAGGCUACGUCCAGCAUACUGAAGCGCGACAACUACAAUCUACGCGAUCCAGGCUUCCCAAUCGAGGAAAUCAAGCCGCCGAUGCCUGACCCACUCUCGACAGUCGGGUACUGCUGUGUUUACUGGGUCAAUCAUUUGGUGGAUGCCAUUAAAGAUCAGGUUGAAGGCAGCAGCGCGCGCGACGGCGGAUUAGCAGACAGCUUCUUGCGGAAUAAAGCUCUGUAUUGGAUUGAGGCGUUGAGUCUACUACGUGGCAUCUCAGAUAGCAUCGUUGCAUUAGAGGCUCUCAAACGGUGCAUUCGGCAGGAUUGUCCGAGUGCUUCAGAUCUUCAGACAAUAGUUGCUGACGUGUACCGUCUUCUACGAGGCUUUCGCCCGGCGCUCGAGAGCCGACCACUACAAUGUUACGCCUCGGCACUCGUUUUCAGUCCUGCCAAAAGUUUGGUUCGGAAGCUGUUUCACGGCGAGUUCCCGGAUUGGGUCACGUGCAAACCGGAGUUAUCGGAGAAGUGGAGCGCAUGUGAGGCGACACUCGAGGGUCAUACUGACUCGGUCCGGGCGGCAGCCUUCUCCCCAGACGGUCGCCGCGUUGUCUCGGCAUCGGACGAUAAGACAGUCAAGCUGUGGGAUGCGGCUACGGCCACGUGCGAGGCGACAUACGAAGUUGGUGCUGAUGGCUCUUUGUCAUUAAACACGACUGACACAUAUUUAUAUACCGGUGUUCAAGUACUCCGUGUCGGAAAUGACGUGGAAUACAUAUUGGAUCUAUAUCCAAAUAUGUCCGUCAUGGCCGGCCGCCAACGCUAUGGUAUCAGUUCGGAUGGUGCAUGGAUUUUGAGGGAUUCGCAGCCGGUCCUCUGGCUUCAUCCAGAGCUCCGAUCGCGAGUUGUUAGGUGGGCCACAGUGGAUGCAGAUACGAAAUUGGUUAUUGCAUGCUCGACUGGCCGCAUUUUUAUCCUACAUUUCACCUCUAUCUAG